GUGUCUUGUUUUCUAAAGGGUGAAGUCAGACUUUGUGGCUCCUCCUGGGUUGCAGUUUUCAGAAAUGGACCCAAAUGGCUCUUUAAGUGUUGAAGGUUGCAGACCCCUGUCCAAAUACCUGCAGGACUCACCUGGAGACCCUCAUGCUCCAUCCACACUUCUGUACACGUCAGAACCAUGGAGAGCAGAGCUCAUCCUUGGCAUUCAAUCACCUCCAGUUUUUAAGUAAAAAAUACAUCAUUUUGGGUUUUUUUAAGACCUAAUUUGUUUAAAAGAGAUUUUUCUGUAAAACAAUAAUUCCUUCAUUUGUUUCUACGUCUCUAUUUUUAAAUUUAAAUAGUUCAUUUUUUAUCUUUAGUUUGUAGUAUCCCUGGGUUUUUUGUUUUGCAAGUGCUAUUAUUAUGUUAUUAUCAUUAUGUAUGAAAGCCUGCGCGAACGCGGUUGUAGGAGGGAGUACGGUGGCCGUGCGCGGUCAAACCUCCCGCUGCUGCUGCUGUCAUGGAGGGGGUCACGGUGGGCCAGGUAUUCGACGCGGAGUGCAUUCUGAGCAAGCGGUCCAGAAAGGGAAAGUUCGAGUAUCUGGUGAAGUGGAGAGGCUGGUCGUCCAAGCACAACAGCUGGGAGCCGGAGGAGAACAUCCUGGACCCCCGGCUUUUGGCUGCAUUUCAUAAGAGAGAACAAGAGCGAGAGCUUCUGUUCCAGAAGAAAGGGAAGCGCCCACGAGGAAGACCCCGGAAGAUUUUGCCACCCCUCACUCCAGACAAGGACAGCCGGUCUUCAUCGUGCUCUUCUUCUGGCCUCUCAUCGCCACGUUCCUCCUCUUCAUCAGAAGAUGAAGAGCACACAAAAAAGGCCAAGCCCAGCCCUGUCCCACAGAAGAGGCCUCAUAUCAUGCUGGCCAAAGCAGACCCCCCUCAUAAGAAGAAACGUGGGAGGAAGCCGCUACCUCCUGACCUGAAGGCGUUGCGGCAGGUAAAGAACCGACCUUCUCCUCCUCCUCCUCCUCCUCCUCCUCCUCCACGCCACCACCAGCCGAUCAGGCUACCCAGGGAGGACACGCGACCCGGCAUAAAGAAGCCCCUGCAGCCGGCCAGCUUUACGUACCUGAGCAGGACGUCCAGAGAAGAGGCCGCGGCCCCUUCCCUUGCUUUCUCCCAGAGUGCAGCUUCUAAGGUGGGGUCCAUCAGCAUGUGGGUGGGCCGCUCCCUGUCUGCCUCCUCUCCGUCCUCCUCCAAGACCAGCUUGUCCCAGAAAAACUCUUACCUGAAGCGCUCCUUCUCAGAGAGUGGAGGGGGGAGCCGAGCAGACGGCUUAAAAAUGUCUGCUGUCAAACCAGGUGGAACCUCGAGCUCCCCUGGGGCGCAUGGCAGCUUCAGUGGGGGCCAGGUGGGGAUUCAGAGCCCCGCCCCUGGUCAAAAGCGACCAGAAGGUCAGGCAGCGAAGACAGGAGUGGUUCAACACAAGCAGCAGAAUCCCGUGCUGUCCAAGCCUUCAUCGUCGUCUCCCUUCCUUCGGGACCGAGCCAGCCAGGCGCUGAACCUCAGAGCCCUCAACCUGCAGAGUGUCGGCAAGACCUACGCCGGGGGCGCGCACGGCAGCACCGACUUCAGGAGUGGGACUGCUAAAGGGGGCCCGCGGAGCGGCCUGUCAGCUGGCGGCGGUGCAGAACGAGGGCGGGACAGAGAGCCAGCGAUAAGGCGCGACGGCGCCCUGAGGGACAGGCGUAAUCAGCGGAGCGGCUCUCAGGAUCGCGGCCUGAAUGAGCUCAGCACCGGGGACUCUGACGAGGUCAGCAGCAGCGAGUCCGAACGUGGUGCCGCCCUGUUCCCCGACAAAAUCCGGCCCAGCCUCGGCGCCAGCGCCACCGACUCAGACACAGAAACGGACUGGCGACCCGAGCGGUGCCUCCUGGAACACGUCUCCGUCACCGACGUCACGGCCAACUUCAUCACGGUGACGGUGAAGGAGUCGCCCACCAGUGUAGGGUUCUUUAAUUCCCGGAAUCAUUGAGGGACGUCGGCCGAACUGGGCCACGCCCACAUUUUCUGGUGGUUUUGUUGUGCGGCACCAGUGACCCCACUGAAACUCUGAGUCAUGAAGGAACUAUGUGGUCGAAGCCCAGCUUUCACCCAGGGGCCACUGCCAUGUUUCAGGGGGCCGAUUUCUACAAGCCACCACACUGAAGAGGCAGGAGGCGGAGCCUUGCAGCGCUGACGGCCACGGAGGCCCGAACUCCAGGUUCUGCAAUAGAAACUCAGUCCACAGACUCACCAGUGAAAGUGGGGCUUGUGAUGGUGUGUCACUCUAAUCUGCUACUUCACAGGAAAUUCAUGACAUUUGUGUGCUAACAUUUGUUGUACUGUUUUAUACCAGGAGGGGGCAGCAUUCCUGUGACAGAGACCCAAAGUGCUAGCCCAUCUCCAGAGGUACAAGGUCAGCUUAACCCUUAGACAGCAGAGCUUUAGCUGCGGUGUUCAACUCUUUACAUAUUUAACAUCAUUCCAACAACAGAAGCUUUGCGUUGACAUGCAACACUUUACAGUAGUGGAGUGUUUAUGUGAUGUACAGUGGAUUGGGACACGAAGACGCUGUUCUCUGCAUCAGAAUCUGUUGGUUCCAUGUUAAUUGUGUAAAUAGUUGAAGAGUUCAAAGUUCACGGUUGCAACAGUUCUGGUGUUGAAGGGUUAACGGGCGCUGCAGCAGGUGUGCAGAAAGCCACCUGUGCUGUUAAUCUAAUAGGUUUUACACAGACUCAUUUAUGCAGAAACUGCCUUUUAAUACUUCUGGAAUGACAACGUACGUUUUUGCUUUAUUUGAUUUGUUUUGGGUUCUACGUCAUGGAAUCUGGAAGGUUUAUUUAAGCCCCGCCCCCUGAGUCUUUGACAGCAAAGCUUGCUUUCCCGAUAACGGGAUCAGGUGACUGAGCACACCUGGCACCAACAUCCAGAUCCAAAAGUGGAGUCAGCUGGAAAACAAGCUGUCACUGGACCAAAGCUGAAGUUGUGUGAUCAGGAAAGUUCGUGUUUGUCUUCACCGUCAGCUGUCGCUUCUUGGGACACUACAAGAUCUUUGAAUGUAUUACAGCUUCACUUUGAUUUUUGAUUUCCACAGCUUAUUGACGUCUUAGAGUGGCGAUGGCGGUGAGACAUGGUUCUAAAAACACUGUGUUGUUUUUUUAUAGGGACAAGCAUUUAUUUGACAUUUGAAAAACUGUUAACUGACUAAACUAAUGAUCCUGAACGGCCAUCUGGUGUUUGAUGAAGGAAUUAUAGUCAUUUAAAUGAGGACAGCAAUUCUGCUAUUAUGUGUUCAAACUCAGAGUCACCAGCCUUUAGUCUGGGGAGCAACAACUGAAGUAUUUCCUUCCUGCAGCUUCUUCUGGUUUCACAAACUGUGCAGGAAUCUCAGCUGACUUUGUCUCCAGCGCUUCUGGUUUUUAUGGCCUUUUCUAAAAGCGGAUCCUCUUCCAGCGUCUCUCCAUGUGGACCUCGGGUUUUAAACCUUCCUGUCUCCUGUUCCUCAGGUUCGGAUCACAUUCGUACUUGAGGCCAAACCCAGCGACUCCUGUCAGGUUUCUUUUUGAUGCUCUGGUUUUGGACCAAAGGUGUUGUGUUCAGCUCAUACCUUCAUAAAUGUUUGUAUUGUUUUGCACUAAGCUAAGGUAAGCUGGCCUUGGUUACUAUUGAUCUCUUGUACAUGCCAUGUUUGUACUGUACAUGUUUUUCAUGACAGUGUCUUCUUCAGCUUAAACAUGUUAUUUAUAUUUGUAAAUAUGUCUUUAUAUGAUGUGACUCUGAGUCCUGGUGCUCAUGUUGGCUCUGAGCUUCAGAGUCUUGUUGCUUUGUGCCUCCCUGAUGUUUGAAGGAAAAUAAAGGUUCAGAUAUGAAACAC
Oryzias latipes (Japanese medaka) is the source of this 3891-nucleotide messenger RNA. Its product is annotated as chromobox protein homolog 2. Gene Ontology annotation, biological process: negative regulation of transcription by RNA polymerase II. Lineage: Eukaryota; Metazoa; Chordata; Actinopteri; Beloniformes; Adrianichthyidae. Gene Ontology annotation, cellular component: heterochromatin; PRC1 complex. The record is from RefSeq and is a predicted model, not a curated record.